Molecule: messenger RNA, 1605 nt
Organism: Medioppia subpectinata
Lineage: Eukaryota; Metazoa; Arthropoda; Arachnida; Sarcoptiformes; Oppiidae
Source: the annotation of a GenBank genome assembly
AUGGUUUGCGGAAUUCAAAUCAAUAAACAACUCUUUCCAUUGAAGCUGAUCCUAUUCUUCUGGUUCGGAGCGGCGGCAUGUCUUCUCCCAUAUAUGACGAUACAUAUGAGACAAUUGGGUAUUACUGUGGAGGAGACGGCUAUUGUCUAUACAGUGCUUCCCAUCACACAAGUAAUCGGUCCACCGAUUGCCGGCUUUAUAGCCGAUAAAUUGGGAAAUUACAAGAUUGUGCUAAUCGUUAACCUCAUUAUCACAAUCAUUACUUCGGUGGGCAUAAUGUUUGUGCCCUCGAGUGGCGAUCCCGACGCUCCUCAAAGCAAAACACACAGCCCUUUGGAGGCGGCUAAAGACCAGGAGCUGUCGGCCCCACACCAGACAUACGCCUCCCAUGCGUUCACAUUUUGGCUAUACUUCUCCAUACGUAUAGUGUUUCAGAUAACCGUGGGCAUAUGUUUCACCUUGCUGGACGCCACCACCUUGGUACUUUGCGAACGCCACAAGUCGUCGUUCGGUAAGGAGAGAUUUUGGGCCAUUUUCGCCACCGGACUCUUCUCUCCCAUCUGUGGUCUACUCAUUGACCACUUGAGUGCCGGCAAAGACGAGUUCUCCACCAAUUACUCGCCAUCGUUUCACUUCUUCAAUGUACUCGUGUUGUUGACUUCGGUCACACUAAUGGUAAUGUCCGUAGAGGUCGCCCCACCGCCCGAUAAUCUUAUGAAAAACAUACGACCGCUGCUCCGGUCGGCCAACACUUGGGUCCUGUUUAUCGUGAUCUUCAUUUUGGGCACUCUCUGGGGGUUUGUCGAGUCGUUUCUCUUCUGGUAUCUCUUGGAUCUGAAUUCACCGAAAUAUCUGUUGGGACUGACGCUCACCACCGGCGCUGUCAUUGGCCUACCCUUUCUGCUCUCGUCCGAGUGGUUUGUGGCCAAAAUGGGCAAUGUCAAUCUCAUGAUAUUGGCCCUGGUGUUUUAUUUCAUUAGAUUUGGUGGCUAUUCACUCAUUGAGAACCCCUUUUGGUGCAUUCCCUUUGAGGCUAUGGAGGCUUUCACUUAUCAUCUCAUGUGGUGCGCGGCCGCAACCUAUGCUCAGAAGUUGGAUCCGGAAGGACUGACGGCUACAAUGGUUGGAGUGGUGGGAGGACUACAUUACGGAGUGGGUCGGGCGGCCGGAAGUAUGAUUGGGGGCAGUCUUAUGGCCAUAUUUAACGCCAGAAUCGCGUUUAGGAUCAUGGGAUACGUGGCCGGUGUCGUAGCCGUUGUCUAUUCACUCAUUUAUUAUCUAUAUUUGCGUAAAGAAGAGAAGAGAGUAUUGAAUAAGAAGGUUGUAAUCAAAACGGAUUCCGAGAAUGGAGUUGUGAUGAAAGAGGGGGCGGACAGAGAGAUGGAGAAGAGGGAGACUGUGAUGGGAUCGGCCGGUGAGCCGAGGGUUGAGGUGAUAGGAGACGAUGGAGAGGUGUUGUCAACAGUUACCGAUCCGUUGACAGCUGUCGAUGGCGUCAAAGAGGACGACAACGACGUGUAUCUCAAGCCCAAAGAGAGGUGCGAUAGCGAUGUGUCGAGCGUUUCGGUGAUUUCCGCCACACUUUCCCUCUCACAUCCCAUUUGA